Oreochromis aureus is the source of this 1862-nucleotide messenger RNA. It is a transcript of the gene tha1, whose product is annotated as threonine aldolase 1. The record is from RefSeq and is a predicted model, not a curated record. Bases 105 to 1391 code for a protein of 428 amino acids. Lineage: Eukaryota; Metazoa; Chordata; Actinopteri; Cichliformes; Cichlidae. Gene Ontology annotation, molecular function: L-allo-threonine aldolase activity. Gene Ontology annotation, biological process: L-threonine catabolic process; glycine biosynthetic process. Gene Ontology annotation, cellular component: cytosol. The transcript is spliced from 7 exons.
UAUAGGUCAUCCAUUAACUCCCCUUGCAGUCAAUGAUUAUCGAUUACAACUCCACCAAUACAAAGUUCAGUAAUAACAGUGAAAAUGAUUGAAAAGGGACCAUCAUGGCGUUAAAAACAUCUUCCUGCAGGCUUUUAUUUAAAUUCAUCCAUCAAGGUGCUGUGGCACCGCUCGCUGGCCAAAACGCACUCCGCUCCGUGCUGGGAUGGAGCUCCACGAGGGGAUACUACAACUCUGGAAAGCCCAGUUAUGCUGGAGCCGGAGGGGCGGCCCACGUCCGGGUGGUGGACCUCCGUAGCGACACGGUGACCAAGCCGGGUCCGGCCAUGCGCCAGGCAAUGGCGGAGGCCAAGGUGGGAGACGAUGUGAUGGGAGAAGACCCGACAGUUAACGAGUUACAGAAAAUUGCAGCGGAUAUCUUCGGGAUGGAGGCCGCCCUUUUCGUCCCCUCUGGAACGAUGAGUAAUCUCAUUGCAGUGAUGGUGCACUGCAGGGAGCGGGGCGACGAGGUAAUCGUGGGGGACUUGUCCCAUUUACACAUCUAUGAGCAAGGAGGUAGCGCUCAGCUGGCUGGCGUGCACUCCACCACGGUGACCACGCUCCCCGAUGGGACGUUUGACCUGGAGCAGCUGGAGUCAAAGAUCCGCCACGGUUACCCAGACCCCCAUUACCCACGAUCACGGCUCGUAUGUGUGGAAAACACGCACAACAUUCAAGGAGGACGUGUGCUACCUCUGGCUUUUCUGCAGGAGGUGCGUGCUUUAGCAGAUCGAUAUGGUCUGUCCGUUCACAUGGACGGAGCCCGGAUAAUGAACGCCGCUGUAGCUCAGGGAGUGCCUCCAUCUGCCAUACUGCAGCACACAGACACUGUUAGUGUGUGCCUCUCCAAGGGUUUGGGUGCCCCAGUUGGUACCAUGCUGGCUGGACCUCAGGACUUCAUAUCCAGAGCGGUACGGUGUCGCAAAGCACUCGGUGGGGGAAUGCGGCAGGCCGGCAUACUCGCAGCAGCUGGAAAACUCUCCUUACAGAAUAUGGUUGGAAGACUGGAGGAGGAUCACCGCAAUGCAAAAACGUUUGCUCAAGCUCUUCUCGACUGCAAUCCUAACUUGUUCGCUGUUGACUUGGCUGCCGUGGAGACAAAUAUCCUGCGUUUCCGCCUGCAGGAUCUCAGUUUGAGUCCUUGCGAGUUCUGUGACCGCAUGGCUCAGGUUAGCAAGAGUGAGGAGGCUGCACUCGGGCAGGGGAUACAAGUUCUCAUGUACCCUCAUUUUGGGAACUCUGUCAGGGCCGUGUGGCAUCUUGGGAUUUCUCCUGAGGACACUCAGCUGGCCAUCCAGAAAAUGCAGUUUGUGGUUUCUCAGCAUGUGAUGGAAAAUAUCAGGGCCCAGUGAAACCCAAGUCAGGAUGAAACCUGAUCUUAGAAUGAUUACAGAGUAAUGUAGACUGUGAAAAAUGGGACAAACACUACUAAAAGCACUAAGGAUGUAAAUCUGUUAAUGUUAAUUAAGAACAGUGUCUUGAAUUUUAUUUUGCGCCCUUAUGAUUUAUCUUUUAUUAAAGAGAUGUGUGCAAAUACAACAAAUGGCACAGAUGAUGACCUUGGUCCAUUUUAACUGUGCAUGUGUGCAGCUCUCGACUGUAAGAAUUUAUAUUAAUGCUUUUUUAAAUCAUUAAUAUACAUUCUUUAUAUUAUAUUAAUGAAUAUAAUAUUGAGGACUCUGUUGGAAAAUGGCUGAUAUUUCUGUGUACUGCUUAAAUUUUAGCAAACUUUAGAAAUCUGUCAACAAUUUUGGCAACUUUUAUUAUCGCUGACUUUCUUUAUUUGAUCAAACGUAAAUAAAAGCAAUAAUAAAAACAUGAAA